CAGCCGAGUCUCAGUCUGGUAUGUAAACAAGGUCAGACACUGCAGCAGACAGGCGGGACACUUGGGCAGGGGAAAAUACUCGCUUUAAAGAGAAGAGAAGAACCAGACAGUCUCUGCAGCCUCUUUAAGCCUGAGGCACAGACCAGCCAAGAUGAUGCAGUGUUUUCAUUUCAUGCUGGAGCCUGCCAAAAACCUGACGGCCAAGAUAAAAGAAUCACACUACAGAGCAAAGAAGGAGAAGAGAGAGCCGCUGGAUGAGGACCAGCUGUUUAUUGUGGAUCUGGCAAGAAAUCUCAACCGUGUAUGCCAGAAAUCUGGAGUCCUGGAGCACAUCUGGAAUCAAGAUGACGACUGGCCAACUCCUCUCUGCAGGGCCUUCAUCGUGCAGUGGGCCUCCAUGUUGGAGAGCAAGAAGAGGCCCAUGCAGACUGAUGGCUGGCCAGAGAAGGACGACUGCAAACAGCCUGAUGUGAUUACUGAGCAGGACCUGCUGCAGGCCAAGACUCUGCUUCUCAACUGGAUGAAGGAUGUGAGAGCUCAACCUGAGCAAAGCGUGUGGCCCGGUGAGCCCAUGGUGAAGGUUUUAGGAGAUCUACAGUCCAGCUGGCGCUGGGGUCGUGUUCCCAACCUUCUGGCUGCGAUGGAGCUGGUCAUGUGGACUUUAAUGUUCCAGCAGCCUGAUAAGGACACCAUACCUCAGCAGUGGCUUCUGUGGAAGCAAAAGACUCAGAACAUUGGUGCCAUAUCCUAUGUUCCUCAGCCAGUUUGGGACUGGAUUACAGAUGCUGCAGUGGAGGUCACUCUGGACCUGGACACGGCCAACCCUGACCUGCUCAUCACGGAUGAGAAGAGGAUGCGCUGCGGCUUUGAGAGGAAAGACAUUCCCAACUAUCACCAGCGUUUCGAUGGCUGGUGGUGCGCUGUUGCAGUUGAGAGCUUCAAGUCCGGUCGCCAUUACUGGGAGGUGGAGGUGGGAGAGCGGGACUGGCGGCUGGGCGUGGCCAAAGAGUCGGCUCUGAGGAAAGGCUUCAAGUCUCUAAACACUGACACAGGUUAUCUGACCCUGAGGCUGGAGAGGGGCACUGAGCUGAAGGCGCUGACUGUGCCCUUCACCGCCCUGCCACCUGGCCUGAUCCCGAGUAAAGUGGGCAUCUACCUCGACUAUGAAAAUGGCCAACUUUCUUUCUAUGAUGUGGAGCGACAUUUCCACAUUUACACCUACAAUGAAACCUUCAAUGAGAAUCUGUUCCCCCUAUUUGGUACAGUGGAGAUCAUCAAAGAUCUGGUAAUCACAUCUCCGGAAAGCAAGUCUGAGUGUCUCUGCCCCUCAUCCUGCCUCUGGGUUUAAGUUUUCCUCUGUCAGCUUUUCCUUAUGAAACCCGUAGAGAACAUCAUGAAAUAUAGCAAACAAGAAUCACAGAUCCUGAUGUGAAAUAUCUCUAAUAGCUCCACUAUGUGACCACUGUAUGAUGCUGCUGCUGCUGCUUUGAUGUGAUUGUUGCAACCAUUCUCUCAGUAUAGAGCAAUAGUGCUGCCCUUUGCUCAUACAUGAUGUAUUUUCAUAUGUUUGAAAUGAAACCCAUAGUAAUAAUGCUAUGUACUGUGCAAUAUUAAUCCUGCAAUAACAAUGCACUUCUGAGGCGAAUGAAUAAAACCAAAUCAACGUUCUAA
Molecule: messenger RNA, 1671 nt
Organism: Salarias fasciatus (jewelled blenny)
Lineage: Eukaryota; Metazoa; Chordata; Actinopteri; Blenniiformes; Blenniidae
Product: butyrophilin subfamily 3 member A1
Exons: 10
Coding region: 152-1348 (398 amino acids)
Molecular function (GO): protein binding
Source: RefSeq, a predicted model, not a curated record